UGAGGUCACCGGAUCUCAGAACAAAGCUUGCCUCAAAGACUGAUUUGUUUCCAUGCAGGCUGGGCAUAGUUUACAAGUCCCACGUGUCACCCAGCCAGAUUUUCAGGACACAUUCUCCUGAAGAUUAAAGCAUCAAUACAGCAGGAAGCUGGUGAGCUGCAGCUGCUGAGUGUUACUGAGACACACAAACAGCUCGGGCAGUUCCUGAGCACUGACUGCUGGAUUGUCAUUACUGUUUCCUCCAGCUCUGGCAAUGGAUCAGUGCUGGUACCACGGGAACAUCACUCGUGCGAAGGCCGAGGACCUGCUCUCCAAAGUGGGCAAGGAUGGCGGCUUCCUCGUGCGGGCCAGCGAGUCGAUCCCCUCGGCGUACGCGCUCUGUCUUCUGUUCCACAAUUGCGUUUACACCUACAGGAUUCUACCCAGUAAAGAUAAUAAGCUAAUUGUGCAGGCGUCGGAAGGCGUUCCGGUGAAGCACUUCGACAACCUGGACGAACUGAUCGAGUUUUACAAGAAGGAGAACAUGGGUCUGGUCUGGCACCUCAAAUAUCCAGUCCAACAGGAAGAGGAGGAGGCAGGAGAUGAAGCAGAGGAGGAUGUGGACCCUGUACCAACCCCACCCGUACUACCUCCCCGACCCCCCCUGCCAGCGCUCCUGACGUGCGAGACCAAAGAAGCCUCUCCUCCGAAUGACAACUGCAAGGUGGCAGACAUCAACAAACUCUCCCUUUCGGAGACGCUGCUUCAGCGGCUGCAGAACCAGGAUACCAGCAGUGUUUCUGAGGAACACCUGAAGAUCAUCCAGGAUUAUCUGCGAGUUCACAUCACCAGCGAUAUCGAGAUAGUGCAGACAGGCUCCGGCAAUCUCCCCCAGCUGAAGAAACUACUCACAACGCUCUGCAAAGGGCUCUUCAGCGAGGCUUCUCGGGCACUCCCGUCCCUGGAGUCCCUCCAGAAGGUGUUUGACCAGCAGCUGCCCCCUGGUAUCCAUCAGCGUCCUCAAUUGCUUGGGGAAGCCAGUCCAGCCAAUGUUGUGCAGAAGCUCAAUCAGCUGAUCUUUUUGCUGUCCUCGGUUGAAGAAAAGGUGAAAACACUGUUGAUCGAAGGACCCGAUUCAACGCAUCGGCGUUCUCUCAUCCCGCCUGUAACCUUUGAGGUGAAAGCAGAUUCCCUAGGAAUUUCCUCGAAAAUACAGUUCAAAGUUGAUGUGGAGACGGGGAAAUUGAUUAUCAAGAAAUCAAAGGAUGGUCCUGAAGACAAGUUCUAUACCCAUAAUAAAAUCCUGCAGCUCAUCAAGUCCCAGAAGUUCCCGAACAAACUGGUGAUCGUGCUGGAGACCGAGAAAGAGAAAAUGCAGCGGAAAGAAUACGUGUUCGCUGACUCCAAGAAAAGAGAAGGGUUCUGCCAGCUCCUGCAGCAGAUGAAGAAUAAACACUCCGAGCAGCCAGAGCCAGACAUGAUCACCAUCUUCAUCGGCACCUGGAACAUGGGUGACGCUCCUCCCCAAAAGAAGAUCACAUCCUGGUUUCUCUCCAAGGGGCAGGGAAAGACCCGGGAUGACUCUGCGGACUACAUCCCCCAUGACAUUUACAUCAUCGGCACCCAGGAGGACCCACAAGGGGAGAAGGAAUGGCUGGAGAUUCUGAGAAAGUCCUUGCAGGAAAUCACCAACAUCAGUUUUAAAGUGAUAGCAAUCCAUACGCUCUGGAACAUCAGGAUUGUGGUCCUGGCCAAGCCGGAACAUGAGAACCGGAUAAGCCACAUCUGCACAGACAACGUGAAGACGGGAAUUGCCAACAGGCUGGGCAAUAAAGGCGCAGUGGGAGUGUCGUUCAUGUUUAACGGGACCUCUUUCGGGUUUGUGAACAGCCACUUGACUUCGGGAAGUGAGAAGAAACACAGGCGAAACCAGAACUACACGAGCAUUCUGCGCUUCCUGACCCUGGGAGAUAAGAAACUGAGUCCAUUUAACAUCACUCACCGCUUUACUCAUCUCUUCUGGCUGGGCGACUUGAACUACCGCGUGGAACUGCCUCCAAUGGACGCAGAGAACAUAAUCCAGAAGAUCAAGCAGCAGCAGUAUCCCGAUUUGCUGAGUUUUGACCAGCUUCUCAUGGAGAAAAAGGACCAAAAGGUGUUUCUGCAAUUUGAGGAAGAAGAGAUCACUUUUGCUCCCACUUACCGCUUUGAAAGAAAUACCCGGGAGAAGUAUGCCUACACCAAACAGAAGGCAACUGGGAUAAAAUACAAUUUGCCAUCCUGGUGUGAUCGAGUGCUUUGGAAAUCCUACCCCAUGGUGCACGUGGUGUGUCAAUCCUAUGGCUGCACCAGCGACAUCCUGACCAGCGACCACAGCCCUGUCUUCGCCACAUUUGAAGUUGGGGUCACCUCGCAGUUUGUCCCAAAGAAUGAUUCCAAGUACGCAGAGUCCCAGGGGCAGAUCGAAUUCCUGCGCUGCUGUGCCACUCUGAAGACCAAGUCCCAGACCAAAUUCUACAUCGAGUUCCACUCCAGCUGCUUAGAAAGCUUUGUAAAGAGCCAGGAAGGGGAAAAUGAAGAUGGCAAUGAAGGGGAACUGGUGGUGAUGUUCACGGAGGCUCUUCCUAAGCUGACCCCGAUUAUUUCAGACCCAGAGUACCUGCUGGACCAGCACAUUCUGAUCAGCAUUAAGUCCUCAGACAGCGAUGAAUCUUAUGGUGAAGGCUGCAUUGCCCUGAGAAUAGAAGCUACAGAGUCGCUUGUCCCCUUCCAUGUUGUGCUAACGCACCAUGGUGAGAGAACUGGGGUCUUCCAAGGUGAAAUCAAGUUACAGACCUCGCAAGGGAAACAGAGGGAGAAGCUGUAUGAUUUUGUGAAGACUGAACGUGAUGAGACUGCUGGGCAGAAACUAAAGGGCACCAGCAGCUUUGAUUUCCCCAAAGACUUGGAGCAACCAAACAGAAAAUCAAAACCUGCUCACUUGAUGGCUAAAGAAGCGGCGGCUGUUGCUCGUUUUAGGGGAAACGCGUCCCCUUUUUCGGAUGCCCAGGGCAAGGACGACACGACCCGCUCCACACCCACGGACAUCAGCAAUCCCAACUAUAUGGGGGUGGUCUUCUCUCAACAAGUCCCUGCACCCGGCCAGCUUAAGCAGAGCCCUUCAUCAGACCAGACACUUGCCGGCUGGACCUACGACCAGCAGCCUAAAGAGAACGUCUCUGUGAUGGGGCAGAGGGAGUCGUGCUCCACACCUUCCUCCCAGUCACCCCUGUCUCCAAAAUCGUCUGCUCAGCCUACAGCAAACCGAAGUUCUGGCCCCAGGAGUCAAGAGCAUGGGCCAGCUGACCUGGGAAAAAGUGUGAGCGAGCCUUUGCUUCAAGAGGAAAUGCAGCAGAAGCCUGAGAUGUUUGAUAACCCGCUGUACGGCGCCAUGAGCUCAAAAGGGAAGGUGGCACCCAAGAAGGAACAGGACUAUGCUGCGGCCUUGCGAAAGGAGCUCCCGGUGCUUCCAAAUCCUGGCUUCCUUCCCAGCAAGCUGCAGGAUGCCGACAGCAGCAAGUCUUCCAACAAGCAGCCAUCCCCUCCUUUCCUGGUCCCCACGCCCAGAUUCCGGUCCUACACCUGCUCCAACCAAACUGAGGAAAAGACUCUAAGUGAAAAGGCUCAGGUCAAGCAGAAGCCCCCUCCAUGCUUAGAAAGCCCAGCACCACUGAAGAAACCAGUCAAGCCCUCAAGGUCGGAAGUAGGUCCAAGCAGUCAGGGACAGUACAGCAAGCCACCUCUUCCUACAAAGAGCCGGGCAGUACUAGACAAGCAGAAUCCCAAGGGCCGAGACUACCGGGAGAGUUCAGAACUUCCCCAUCAGGGAAAGCAUCGACCUGAAGAGGGGCCAGUUGGUAGAGCAGCCGCACCGUGACUCCAACGGCAGGUGGCAUCCUGGGAGGAUCUCUAAAGGGAAGAAAGAUGAAGAUUACCACUUAGUUCACAUUACUGUUCUCUGGCCGGGUUUUGAAAAAACCAUGGCAUUUACAUUUUGAGAGUGUCUAUCUAUUUAUCAUUGUAAAAGGCUUCUAACUGAGAAAUUUGGCAUCUUGUUCAGAUGAAGAGGAGGCAGGACAACCAUGAGAAGUGCAAGCCUUUGGUACUUAAUCUAGAAUGCAAGGAGUUAAAUACAUUAGUGCUGGUAUUUUGGAGAAGUGGGAGGUAUGGACACAGGGGCAAAGGCUCGGGAUGGGUGCAUGGAAAGAGCUCCCUGCCCGAACCAGAACCUUUAUCUCAAGUUACAGAACCCCAGUCCCUAGUGAUGGUUACUCCAAAGAAAGCAUCUCGAAAGUGGUAAAGUUCCCAGAGCAGGUCAGGCCGAUGGAGCAAGGAGUCAGGAGAGGCCAGGGUAAGAGUUUGAGCAGCAGCUGUUGAAGAGUCAUACAGGAGAGGGCUUCAACUUUGUCUCUUGUGGGAACCCCAAGCUGCGUACAGGCAUCCUCCAGACAUAGGCAUUCAUGGGGAGCAUGGGGACUUGAUCCCUGGCACUGGAGCUCUCGUUUUUAGCAGCUAGCGCUGUUCCUCCAUGAACACAGCCCAGGCAAGAGUGAAAGGGCAGAACUAUACACAGAAACGGGAGUGGUAGAUUAGGCCCGCAUCUGGUCUCUCGUUUUCAGCUGCCUGUAGGGUUGCCAGGUGUCCGGUUUUGAACCAGACAGUCCAGUAUUUGAGUUUUCUGUUGGGGAAACAAAGUGAGAAAAUAGAAAUUUUCUAAAUCAGAGGUAAUGUAGAUUGUGAUGUAAUGUCAAGUGUCUCCGGUAUUUUUGUUGAAACCAUCUGGCAACCCUAGCUGCCUGAAGGGCAAUCAGUCAUUCCAGCCAUUUAAUUUCUAUGGCUGUGUCUCUACUUUGAAAGACAUUAGGCUGGCUGAUUGAGAAGCAUCCAUAUUACAUUCAUGCUGACCUUUCUGUGUUUUUGACCAUUGCCUGAGAACUAAUUAUGUUAAUCUAUUUGCAAUUCCUGUAUACAUGUUAACUAUUAGUGCAGUGGUUGGUUUACAGUGAUGCUGCGCCUAUUUGUGACUUGAUCCUUGCUAUUGGUUCCCUGUUCGUUACUAAAAAUAAAAGUUAGAUACAUUUCUAACCAUCUCUUCUUGAAAA
Pelodiscus sinensis (Chinese soft-shelled turtle) is the source of this 5120-nucleotide messenger RNA. RefSeq names its product inositol polyphosphate-5-phosphatase D (gene INPP5D). Gene Ontology annotation, cellular component: cytosol. NCBI's taxonomy places the organism in Eukaryota, Metazoa, Chordata, Testudines, Trionychidae. Gene Ontology annotation, biological process: phosphatidylinositol dephosphorylation; regulation of immune response; negative regulation of bone resorption. The record is from RefSeq and is a predicted model, not a curated record. Gene Ontology annotation, molecular function: phosphatase activity.